CCUACGCCACUGAGAGGACAAUGAUUAUAGGCACUCCUAAAAAAUGGGAGUUUACUAGCAAAGGAUUUGAAAAUAUAUUUUUACCACUUAGCGACACGUGUACWUCGAACGACGGUGAAACAGUUUCACUUUGGCCUGGCAACGAAACCAUCCAAGUAAUAAACUACAACUUACCCACACCCGAACACGCUGCCAAGCAUUUAAAUCCGCCCUACAUUCCGGUCGUAUUGCCUGAGGACUUAGCUAAACGAAUAAACGUCUUGCACGGCGAUCCUGCUGUAUGGUGGAUAGGACAGUUCUUUAAAUACAUCUUCCGGCCGCAACCAUCCACUACCARAGUAUUUGACGAAUUUKCCAAGCGAGUGAAUUUCAAAAAACCAAUUGUCGGGUAA
Molecule: messenger RNA, 392 nt
Organism: Diuraphis noxia (Russian wheat aphid)
Lineage: Eukaryota; Metazoa; Arthropoda; Insecta; Hemiptera; Aphididae
Product: alpha-(1,6)-fucosyltransferase-like
Biological process (GO): protein N-linked glycosylation
Molecular function (GO): protein binding; alpha-(1->6)-fucosyltransferase activity
Source: RefSeq, a predicted model, not a curated record